CUGUACUGGUUUUAGUUUAUUUUAAAUAAUUAACUCAUAUUUAUACAAAAAUUAUUUAAAUUUUUUCAACUCUUACAAAAAAAUUUUUAAAUAAGAAAACUAUGAUCUCCGUAAAUGUACGAACGUUCUGAAACAGUAUACAGUGAUAUCAAAUAAAUUCGUCGUCGUUGCAAUCAAAUGACCAUCGUCAUCGUUACCGCCGCGGCACGCAGACAACUCCACCCGGAACAAUAAUACAACAAUGACCGACGGGUUCCGGACAGAAUGCAGCGUGAACGGUGCCGGCGAUCGCCAUCACUGGCCGAUCGCUUUCGGGGCCUCGCGCCGACCGAAUAAAAAGUUUAUGACGGUCCGGAGGCCCGUUGGACGAGUCGGCGAAGGACCGGAUUUCCGGAAACCGGGCAAUGGGAUGCUGCAGUUGUCGUCGUCGUCGUCGCCGUCGUCAUCGCCAUUGUCACCGUCGCCAUCACAGACGCAUUCGUCCACAUCGUCAUCCACUCCGUCGACACAACAAUGCUACUACGAGCCGUUCCGUCGUCCCAACCCCAACAACGUCGAAACCUGUGAGGCCAUCGAAUGGGAAGUCAUGUCCAAACACUUUGCCAGAUUGCCACCAUUUAUCAAAGAGAAAAAUGCGAAACAGUUCAACGGCGGAUAUCCACAAACGAAUAUACCACAACAUCAUCAUUUACAGUAUUACAGCGAUCUGCACAAAUUACACCAGGUGGCAUAUGCUACCAGGAACACUAACGCUAGGAAACCAGUGGCGCCGGCUUCAGCUCAUCAGCCGUGCUGCAAACCGUGGCAAUGGAGCCCAUAUGGAGGACCUGCCGGGACGUUUAUGAACGCGUAUUACCUGUCGGAGCCACAGAGGUACGACAAUCACGCUAAGAACGUUAUCUUGGAAGAUUCAUUAGUGCAAGUGGAUGAAACAGACAAACUGUCGUCGGAAGUCUGGCACACAUACUUGGACAACCGUCAGUCCGAGGGCGUUUACGAAACAAAGAUGGCCAUGUGGCGUAGGCUGUCAACGCUGAUCAAAAGCUGGGCGCCCGGCUGCGGCCUGUAUUUGGUCGGGUCCACGAUGAACGGUUUCGGUGGCGACGUUAGCGACGCGGACUUUUGCCUGCUUACCGGCUGCACGGCGGCCGCGGGGGUCAACGCUGGCGUCCGUCAACACCGAACCGUGACUGAGGAACGUCACCGAAUAUGUGCCGUCGAACGGCUCCAGUGGCUGAUGGGAUUGCUCAACCACGAGCGUAUCAACGGAAAGGUCGGUACUGCGGAAAUGCGUAUCGUGUACGCCAAGGUACCCAUACUCAGGUUUCGGUGGAUCGGCUCCGGCGACGACAAGAUGGACGUGGACUUUUGCUGUAACAACGUGGUGGGCAUCCGUAACACCCAUCUGCUGUAUUGCUAUUCGAGGCUUGAUUACCGGGUAAGGCCAUUGGUAGUGACAAUUAAACUGUGGGCGUCCAGUCACAACAUCAACGAUCCGAAAAAAAUGACGCUAUCCAGUUACUCGCUAGUGCUGAUGGUUAUCAAUUUCUUGCAAAGCGUUGAACCACCCGUAUUACCGUCGCUGCAGUGCAUAUACGGCAUGAAGUUCUCGGCCAACACCGACAUCGAAUUCGUGCACAUGCACGAACAGUUGCCUAGUAGUGGUUGGAGAAGUGACAACAAACAGAGCCUUGGAGAGUUGCUUUUGCAGUUUUUUAAAUACUACAACGAUUUCAAUUUUUAUAAACACGCGGUGUCUGUAAGAAUGGGAUCACCGAUACCACUAGAAAGCUGUCGGAUGGCCGACGCGGCAAAAAACAAUCCGGGACAAUGGAAAUUCAUAGGGAUCGAAGAACCUUUUGAAAAAACGAACACAGCACGGUCUGUAAAUAACCAUAAUGUAUUUGCUCAAAUCAAAGAUGCCAUAAGUAAUACUUACAAUCGGUUAGAAGAAACGAUGUCAUUGGAUUCAAUAUUUUGUUAGUUUGUAAAAUAACAAGACUGAAAAAAAAAUCAUAAAACCACAAAACUAUAAAAUUAUAAGAAAAAAAUAUUUAUAAAAACGACAAGAAAACUGUGUGGCUUUCGUCUGACGAUAUUUAUAUAGCGUAUUAAUUACGAAAGAAAAACUUGGAAAAACCGUGUGAUAAAAAAAAAAAAACUACAAAAAGUAUAUAUAAAAAAAAAAAAAUUCUUAGUGGAUGCAAAAAUUCAGUAAAAAAAAAAAUUGUUCGAAUUUAUAGCGUUUAAGUAUCAUUAUAUUAUAUAUUGUUGAAUUUAUAUUUAAAGAAAAACUACCGCAUGCACGACAUCUGUCGAAUAUAUCUAUAACUUUUUAAUUUGUUACUAUUCUUAUAUAUAUAUAUAUUACUUAUAAUAUUAUUAUGAAAAUUAAAUAUGUGCUCUUAUAUAAUUACUAUAGGUACUGAAAAAUAUUUGCUAGCGCGAUACUGCACUGUUUAGUUAAAUUUAUCACUGUGUUGACUACGAUGUAUUUUGAAUUAUACGUAUAGAUUCUAAAAUAA
Messenger RNA from Aphis gossypii (cotton aphid), 2525 nucleotides. RefSeq names its product poly(A) RNA polymerase gld-2 homolog A-like. The transcript is spliced from 9 exons. Lineage: Eukaryota; Metazoa; Arthropoda; Insecta; Hemiptera; Aphididae. Gene Ontology annotation, cellular component: cytosol. The coding region runs from base 242 to 1984 and encodes 580 amino acids. The record is from RefSeq and is a predicted model, not a curated record. Gene Ontology annotation, molecular function: poly(A) RNA polymerase activity.